AUGACUGAUUACUCCUUCCAGCGAGCGGCGCUGAUGACUCUCUGUCUCUCUUGCAUUUUCUUUUUGCAUGAUUAAUUCAUUCCUCUCCUCCUCUUGUUUACUACGUACGGUACGUAUCUCUCGCAAACCGGCCAAACCUCUCAUCAGUUAAUCAUCAACCGACCAAUCAUCAAGGCGCAUUGGUCUUUAAUUCCUAUAUUCCUAUCGCUGCUGCUACUCCAGUCUCCAGCAGAUAGAUAGAUCCCCCGUCCAUCGGCAAUCAAGCACAACACAAUGAUUAAAUGAGAGCCUGGUUAAUUUGAUACCCAUGGUUUCCAAUCAAUUCCAACAAUAAUUCAUUCAUUCGCCCACUGCCACACAGCGAGCGCGCUCUCAGGCUGGGCUGUACGUAUAUAGGUCGCCCACAGGCAGCCCAGUGACUCCACUCCACCCACGCCUCCACCACAGAGAGCCGCAGCAGACUCGCAAGGGGGUAGUGUUGUGUACUCUGCGCUGUGCGGACGGCGGCCGGCGGCCGGCGAAGGAGAUGGAUCGCCUGCCCGAGUCGACCCGGAGCAUGAGGAAGUACGCGUCGGAGGCCGGCGGGCUGCGCGCGGCGCGGCAGGGCCCCCACGGGCGGUCGCUGACGGCGCGCACGGCGCACAGCAUGUCCACGACGGCGCUGCGCACCAAGUCCAAGUCGGCCGCGUCGCUGCUGCGCAGGGUGCCCUUCGCGCCGCUCCGCCCCGUCCUCGCCAACCUGCAGGAGGUGUUCCUCGGCACCAAGCUCGCCGUGCUAUUCCCCGCCGUGCCGCUCGCCAUCGCCGCCCAGUGCGCGCACUUCGGCCAGGUGUGGGUGUUUUCGCUCAGCCUACUCGGCCUCAUCCCCCUCGCCGAGCGUGUCAGCUUCCUCACCGAGCAGAUCGCGAUAUACACCGGCCCCACCGUGGGCGGCCUCCUCAACGCGACGUGCGGCAACGCCACGGAGCUCAUCAUCGCGCUCUUCGCGCUCAUGGAGGGCCAGAUCGAGGUCGUCAAGUGCUCCCUCCUCGGCUCCGUCCUCUCCAACCUGCUGCUCGUGCUCGGCACGUCCCUCUUCUGCGGCGGCGUCGUCAACCUCGGCUCCGACCAGCCGUACGACAGGACCCAAGCGGACGUCAGCACGGGCCUCCUCAUCCUCGGCGUGCUGUGCCAGUCGCUGCCGCUCAUGCUGCGCUACGCGGUGGGCGCCGGCGAGCACUCCGUCGCCGCGGCCACCACGGUGCUCGACCUCUCCCGCGCCUGCAGCGUCGUCAUGCUGCUCGCCUACGUCGCCUACCUCUUCUUCCAGCUCAAGACGCACGCGCAGCUGUUCGAGCCGCAGGAGGUGGACGACGGCUGCGAGGCGGAAGAGGACGAGCAGGCCGUCAUCGGCUUCGCCAGCGGACUCUUCUGGCUCGCCUUCAACACCGUGCUCAUCGCCAUCCUGUCCGAGUACGUGGUCGGCACCAUCGAGGACAUUACCCUCGGAGUAGCGUUGGGGUCGGCGACCCAGAUCUCCAUGUUUGUGGUGCCGCUGAGUGUCAUUGUAGCUUGGAUCGCGGGUAUUCAAAUGGAUCUUGACUUCAAGCUCAUAGAGACCGGCUCUCUCUUCGUCUCAGUAAUAGUGACAGCAUUCACCCUCCAGGAUGGUUCGUCACACUACCUCAAGGGGAUCCUUCUGCUGCUGUGCUACAUUGUGAUCGGUGCAUGCUUCUUUGUUACGAGGCAACCUGCAAGUAACAACAAUGGCGCUGGGCUGUCGCUGCCAACUGGCACUUUGAGUGCACAAGCUGCAUGAUGGUUCAAGGGUCCUGCCUGAGCCUGAACAAAUGAGCAUCCAAGGCAGCAACGCAGUUGUGAGUCUGAAACAAUGCCGUGCAAAGGUUGAUGCUUUCAGAAGCGGUGAAAUCUCAGCCGGUGGCUCAGUGCUAUGGGAGAAAUGAAGGCUAGCUGCUGUUGCAAUAAGGGUAGCGAAUUUGCAUCCGGUCUAUGUAUAUGAUGCUGUGUUGUUUCAUUUAUUAUACAGCUUAAUAAGAUAUAUGCAGAGGGUGGAUUUGUAUAUA
Molecule: messenger RNA, 2063 nt
Organism: Zea mays
Lineage: Eukaryota; Viridiplantae; Streptophyta; Magnoliopsida; Poales; Poaceae
Exons: 10
Coding region: 527-1798 (423 amino acids)
Biological process (GO): calcium ion transmembrane transport; intracellular calcium ion homeostasis
Cellular component (GO): plant-type vacuole membrane
Molecular function (GO): calcium:proton antiporter activity
Source: RefSeq, a predicted model, not a curated record